Molecule: messenger RNA, 1432 nt
Organism: Epinephelus lanceolatus (giant grouper)
Lineage: Eukaryota; Metazoa; Chordata; Actinopteri; Perciformes; Serranidae
Source: RefSeq, a predicted model, not a curated record
CAACAGUGCAUUUAUUCUUCAGUGUGAAAUGACCUGACUUUAAUUUUUAUGUUGUAAAAACUCACUACUUAAUCCUUAAAAAUAUUUGGUACUCUGAUGAUCUGAGUAAGACAUCUCCAGAACACCAUAAAACUUUUAAAACAAUUAAAAGCCAAGUCCCAAUUAAACGCCUAGUCCCUUUUAUUAGCCGGGUGUGGCUACACAUUUUGACAAAUGAAGGCGUGGUCUGGUUGCCAAGCACUUCCCUUUUUUUUUUUUUUUUAAAUAAAAGUUCUUCUGUUUUUUUACAAGCCAUCUUUCCUUCCUUCCCUCUUUUUUUUGCGGUUUAGGUGAGCUCACAGCUCUCACUCUUUUUUUAUUGUAUUUUUUUAAAUUCACGUUCAUUUAUUUAAUUAUUUAUUUAUUGACAGAUUUUAAUACUUUAAUUUUUUAUUUAUUUUCAAAACAACAUUUAUAUUAAUAAAUUAAAUAAAUAAUAUAAAUAAGAAAACAAACACCAGCCAUUCGUGAACCAAUCAGUGUGUGUGACGUAAAAUUUACGCGCCGUACCUGCAACGUCAUCUUCAGUCGACACAAACGCCGGUUGCUAAGCGAGUAGCUAAGCAAACGUUCAUAAUGUCGGCAGAAGAAAGUUGUCGGUUAUGCAGAACCAACCUGAUGGUGAAAGGAGUGAUAACAAACUCAAGAAACCUCUUCACUGUGAACUCCGUGGGAAACCCGUUGUCCCAGCGGUUCCACGAUGUUGGAGUCAUUUUACAAAAAAGACCCGGGGUGUUGUCUCGCAGGAUUUGUGGCAAAUGUUACCGAAAGUUAGUCAGGGUGGAAGAAGCUCUGAGAAAUUUGAAAAAGUGGCAACAGACGGCAGAAAUAGAGGCGACCAUAGAAAAGGACGUACAGAGGGCGGCACAACACCGACACACGACAGAGGACAAUGAUGGCAGCACAUCUAUAAUUUUAAGACAUGUGGCCUCCCAAACUGACCCUACAGAGAGGAGAUCAAUCGGCACACAGCUGAAAAACGUCAAAAGCAGAGGUACCCAGGCAAAAAUACCCAGCAGAGAUUGUGGCGUUUGCACCCUCACCUACCCCUUGGACAGUUCAGUACUGUUCCUGCAGCCAACAGUAGUAAAGAGAGCAUCCAAGAGACCUCGACUCAGCCUUACAGACGAGGAGGGAGGCCCUUCAGAAUGCAGCUCAUCUGUGGUGGAUCACAACCCAGACUAUUCUGCAUGACCUCUGAGGACUCACUGUCGUGGGUUAGCAGCUGUGUGUUUUGGAAGUCUCUUCAUGAAGAGGAGUGGAUGAAUGAUAGAUUAAUGAAUGGAAUAAUUACGACAGCUGGGAACCUACAUUUUUAUGGUAUGGUCAUGGAAAACGGUGUCUGUGCAACAAUUUGUAACCUGUGUCCAACUGAUAUGGUGCUAUUCUUCGA